Messenger RNA from Rhinichthys klamathensis goyatoka, 1719 nucleotides. It is a transcript of the gene gtf2a1, whose product is annotated as general transcription factor IIA, 1. Bases 370 to 1431 code for a protein of 353 amino acids. Lineage: Eukaryota; Metazoa; Chordata; Actinopteri; Cypriniformes; Leuciscidae. Gene Ontology annotation, cellular component: transcription factor TFIIA complex. The transcript is spliced from 10 exons. The record is from RefSeq and is a predicted model, not a curated record. Gene Ontology annotation, biological process: transcription by RNA polymerase II; transcription initiation at RNA polymerase II promoter.
GCCAGAGUGUGAUUCAUCAUGCUCUAUUUGUUUACCACUAGCACAUGCUGAUGACAUUUUAUUCUUCCAUACAAACGUCGUAGCCUUUGAUUCAAUGCGUGUCGUCAUUGGUCAUACCCAAGUUUAUUAGAUCCAUGUCGUACAGUGUGAUUUGUAAUGAUCUUAUCGGAUUGCCAAAAUCGCACUGUCUGUAGCAGGCAUGACAGACAUUUUGCCUCAUCAGUCAAUCACUGUUCACACUUCAAGUCAGCUCAUUCAUUGAUUCUCAGCUCAUUACAAAUCAUGUUGGCAAGAGACAAUUCUCAGUUCACUGAGUCAGCAAGUGGAAUCAAGGACUGAUUCAGUCCGCCUAAACUGUAUAGAUCAGUAAUGGAGGAUGUCAUCAAUGAAGUCCGGGAGCUUUUCCUGGACGAGGGAGUGGAUGAGCAGGUCCUGAUGGAGCUUAAAACGUUGUGGGAGAGUAAGCUGAUGCAGUCGAAGGCGGUGGAUGGUUUUCAUACGGAGGAGCAGCAGGCUCUGCAAGCUCAACAGGCCCAACAAGCUCAGCUGACGCAGGCACAAUCCCAACCGCAGCAAGUCCUCCUGCCUCCAGCGCAGCAGGCUCCUCAGCAGCAGGUCAUUGUUCAGGAUCCUAAGAUUCUCCAGCACAUGAGCGCGACAGGGAUGAGUGCAGCAGCCACAGCAGCAACUUUGGCUUUACCCACAGGUGUAACACCAUUUCAGCAACUCAUCACACCUCAGGGUCAGAUCCUGCAGGUGGUCCGGGCUGCCAAUGGAGCUCAAUACAUCAUCCAGCCUCAGCAGCAGAUGGUGUUGCAGCAGCAGGUCCUGCCCCAGAUGCAGCCUGGAGGUGUACAGGCCCCCGUCAUACAGCAGGUGUUGACUCCUCUUCAGGGAGGCCUUUCUCAGCAGACCGGAGUCAUCAUCCAACCACAGCAGAUUGUCCUCACAGGAAAUAAAGUACAGCAGAACCCUCAGGUCAUGCAGGCGAUGGCGGUUCAGCAGGCACAGGGAGCUGCGCAGAUACAGGCUCAGGCUCAGCCUCAAGCACAGCCGCCCCAACAACAGACACAGCAGCAACAGGCCUCGCAGCAGCAGCCGCCCAUGAUGCUCCAGGUGGACGGAGCAGGAGACACGUCCUCGGAAGAGGACGAAGAGGAGGAGGACGAGUAUGAUGAGGAUGAGGAUGAAGACAAGGAGAAAGAUGGAGGCGAGGAUGGCCAAGUGGAGGAGGAGCCGUUAAACAGUGGGGAUGAUGUCAGCGAUGAGGAAGACCAGGAGCUGUUCGACACAGAGAACGUGGUGGUCUGCCAAUAUGACAAGAUCCACAGAAGUAAGAACAAAUGGAAAUUUCACCUGAAAGACGGGAUCAUGAAUCUGAACGGUCGGGAUUACGUGUUCUCCAAAGCCAUUGGAGAUGCAGAGUGGUAAAAAGAGAGGAACAAAACCCAAAACUGUCUACACUUAAGGCAAGACACAUCAAGACCUGAAACAAUGUAUCAGGGGAUUCCCACUUCGGGGGGCUGAAGAGUAACGUCCCAAUGCUACUGUGCUGUUUGAGCGAUAUCUGCACAAAAUAAUGUGCCAUCCAAGAGAUUCCCCCCUCCCCCCUUUUAAAGAUGGCCCUUUUACCUGUAGAAUUUCACAGGAGUCCAUAACUUCACUUUUAGAACAAUAUUCUUGCCCCUCAGAUGUAUGAAAAUAUUAGGCGCAGGGAGC